Beauveria bassiana ARSEF 2860 is the source of this 978-nucleotide messenger RNA. Its product is annotated as Pre-mRNA-splicing factor cwc26. Gene Ontology annotation, cellular component: U2-type spliceosomal complex; RES complex. Gene Ontology annotation, molecular function: RNA binding. The transcript has a single exon. The coding region runs from base 1 to 978 and encodes 325 amino acids. Gene Ontology annotation, biological process: mRNA splicing, via spliceosome. The record is from RefSeq and is a predicted model, not a curated record. NCBI's taxonomy places the organism in Eukaryota, Fungi, Ascomycota, Sordariomycetes, Hypocreales, Cordycipitaceae.
AUGCCUUCAGAUUUGUCAAGUUACUUAGCCUCUAAAUAUCUCGUUGCCGAUCCGAAGCCCAAGAAAAAGAAGCGCAAGCAAACCGCCACAUCCAGCGGCUUGCUCAUUACCGACGACGAUGAUAGUGGUUGGGGUCAAGCAACACAUGGCGACGACGACGACGCCGAAUAUGGCCCCGUCACCGUGACAGGCGCAUCCGCAGAAUUUCGACGCGCAACAAAGAAUAAUUGGAAAACCCUGGGCGGAGACAACGCGACAAAGGACAAGGACGAAACGGCCGCCGCAGACGCCAUCCUAGCUUCCGUCGCCGCCGAGUCUGCCGCCGCGAGAGCCGAAGACGAAGAGAUGCCCCUGGUCGAGGAGGACCCCAGCGUCGUCAAGAUGAGCGACGGCACACACGCGGGCCUGCAGUCCGCGGCCACCGUCUCGGCGCAGUUGCGACGGCGACAGCAGCAGGAGCGCGCCGAGUUUGAGCGACAUCGCAAAAACGCCAAGGAGGAGGAGACGGUCUACCGCGACGCCACCGGCCGGCGGAUAGACAUUUCUAUGAAGCGUGCCGAGGCGCGCCGUGCCGCCGCCGAGGCCGAAGACAAGGAAAGGCUCGCCAAGGAGGCGCUCAAGGGCGAGGUCCAGCAGGAGGAGGCGCGUCGACGCCGCGAGCAGCUGCAGGACGCGAAGCUGAUGCCGCUGGCCCGGAGAGCGGACGACGAGGAAAUGAACAGGGAGCUCAAGGAGAAGGAGCGGUGGAACGACCCGAUGAUGCAGUUCAUGAGCAGCAAGGAGGCGGCAGGCAAGGGCAAGUCGAAACGACGGCCGGUGUACACGGGCGCAGCGCCGCCGAACCGGUACGGCAUCAAGCCCGGCUACCGCUGGGACGGUGUAGACAGAGGCACAGGGUUCGAGGCCGAGCGCUUCAAGGCUCUGAAUAGGACAAAGAGAAAUGAGGGACUCGACUACGCAUGGCAGAUGGACGAGUAA